Molecule: messenger RNA, 3248 nt
Organism: Pungitius pungitius (ninespine stickleback)
Lineage: Eukaryota; Metazoa; Chordata; Actinopteri; Perciformes; Gasterosteidae
Gene: tacr3a
Product: tachykinin receptor 3a
Exons: 5
Coding region: 6-1238 (410 amino acids)
Biological process (GO): positive regulation of flagellated sperm motility; G protein-coupled receptor signaling pathway
Cellular component (GO): plasma membrane; sperm midpiece
Molecular function (GO): tachykinin receptor activity
Source: RefSeq, a predicted model, not a curated record
ACAGGAUGGCUGCUCCCCAUAACGGAUCCAACAUAACGGCGAACUACACCAACCAGUUCGUGCAGCCGCCGUUGCAAGUCGCUCUCUGGUCCGUAGCCUACAGCUCCGUGCUGGCGGUGGCGGUGUUUGGGAACCUCAUCGUGAUAUGGAUCAUCCUGGCCCACAAGCGCAUGAGGACGGUGACGAACUACUUUCUGUUAAACUUGGCGUUUUCGGACGCGUCAAUGGCGGCGUUGAACACUUUGGUCAACUUUAUCUACGCCACCCACGGGGAUUGGUACUUCGGGAAGGCGUACUGCAAAUUCCACAACUUCUUCCCGGUCACGUCCGUGUUCGCAAGCAUCUACUCCAUGACCGCGAUAGCUGUUGACAGGUACAUGGCCAUCAUCCAUCCCCUGAAGCCUCGCCUGUCGGCGAAGGCCACCACCGGAGUCAUCGUCUGUAUCUGGAGUCUGGCCGUGGUUCUGGCCUUUCCUCUGUGCUACUUCUCCACCACCCUGACUCUCCCCCACAAGACCGUCUGCUACGUGGCCUGGCCCCGCAAGGCCGACGACCCCUUCAUGUAUCAUAUCAUGGUCACAGGUCUGGUCUACGUGCUGCCCCUAGUGGUGAUGGGCAUCAACUACACCAUCGUGGGGGUGACUCUGUGGGGAGGGGAGAUCCCAGGAGACUCAUCAGAUAACUAUCACGGACAGCUUAGGGCUAAAAGGAAGGUGGUAAAGAUGAUGAUCAUCGUGGUGGUGACCUUUGCCCUCUGCUGGCUGCCCUAUCACAUCUACUUCAUUGUGACCGGCCUCAACAAGGGACUGAGAAAGUGGAAGUACAUCCAGCAGGUUUACCUGUCGGUGCUGUGGCUGGCGAUGAGCUCCACCAUGUACAACCCCAUCAUCUACUGCUGCCUCAACAGCAGGUUUCGAGCCGGCUUCAAGCGAGCGUUCCGCUGGUGCCCGUUCAUCCAGGUGUCCAGCUACGACGAGUUGGAACUACGCUCCACGCGUCUGCAUCCCACCCGCCAGAGCAGCAGCGUGUACACGCUGUCACGAAUGGACACCUCCGUGGUGUCGGUUUGCAACCCGACUGUGGGCAACGGCGGCUCCGGAGGAAGGAAGCUGUCCCUGUCGGCCAGAAAGAGAAGCUACAUCACGUCUCGCCACGCGGAGAUCGGCGGGUGCGGCGACGACGUUGCAAAGGCGCAGAACGGAGAGGUUCCACGCGUCCAACCAGAGGAUUUCUCUUAAAGGGUGUUUUUAGAGACAUGUGCAUGCAAAAAAAAAACACACAAAUGAGGGGACAGAUGUUUGGUUUAUUUAGACAUGAUUUCGUUAUCAGCUGAGACACAGUGUCAACCAAAUUCAUUUUAAAUUGAAUGCUUGUUCCCCUUGUUGCCUACAUUCACGCUUAAAUGUAUUUAAGCAGCUGUGGUAAAUCUUCACUAUGACGAGUAUAGCAGCUUAGAUAUGCUAACCCUAACCAAAGCAAAUACAGCAUGCAUCACAGGUUAUUCCAGCCCAAACACUGUGUCUCGUAUUGUUUUGUUACAGAGAGAUCUGCGUGGAGCUGGGGGCUCUUUCACAAAAAAAACGGAUUGCACGCUGUUCAAAGGGCCAGAGUCACAAUUCACAAAGCAUUGUUGAUUGAAAAUUCCACAUAGAGAGAGAAGGUUCACCCAUCCUCACGCACGGGGGGACUACAGUGUUAGUGUUUUUAGUCGUUGAUACCUCUCGAAAUACAUGAUAGCGGAAAUGAUCCCGUUGUAAAUUACCAGUUGGUGAAACCAACAUCUGCUUUGGGAAAGAUCCACAUUGCCUUGAGACACUGAAGUUUGGGGUUUGUUCUGAACCUGUUAAACAUAUAAUUUCAAAAUAUAAGUUCAAAAGCGAUCCCUUUGCAUUAAUCACGUACUGAAAGUAGCUGUUCCAUUACUUAAAUGCAGCCAGUGUGCUGUUGUUUAAUUAACCCAUCCAUUAUUUUACCACAGUUAAAAUGAUUGAUGUCUAAAUUAAUCAGUUCUGCUUGGAGAUUCGCUGAGCGCGAGACCAUCUCACAGCCGAGAUAAUUUGAGAAAAACACCAUGGUGGUUUUAAUUACAUUUUCAUAUCUGAGUAAUAAGUGGCGACUUCAUGUGACGCAGAUGAUGCACUCUGCAUCCAUUUCCCCCUGAAGCCACGAACGAGAAGGUGGCCGAUGGAACAGCUGUUUAUUGAACCCCAUUUGGUUCAAUAUGUUGCCUUGGCUUUGGCACUGAAAGUAUUGUAAUUGGGUUUGGCUUUCACUUAUGUAAUGGCUGUGAGGAAAAGGCUUUGUGAAACCAAAAGUAAGCUGGAGGCCAAAUCCAGUACUUGUAGCCCGCUGAUUAAAAGGCUGCUGGAGAAUGAGCAGAUUGGGAGAAAAACGAAAAACCAACUCGUGACUCGCGCUGAGACUAAUGAAGGAAAAAAAACAAAGGAAGCUGCACAUUGAAGUGCAACCUCGGUUUUACACUUGAGUAUCCGUCUUUUAAUUGCCUUCACGCAGGGCAUUAUGAGCAAGCGAGACGGUUGCUUUCGCAGUUGUUGGUGUUUCAGUAUUUCCUUUGUGCUGUUUCCCUGUGUUUAAUCUUUAUUUAAAUCCUUGCUUUUGUACUAUGAUGAGGUGAACCAUACUCUGGCAGUAUAAUAUGUACCAUAAGACCAGUAAAUUCCCACUGCUAGGAACUAGUGUGACAGUAGUUGCUGUUUGUUCUUUCAUCAAAAGUUAUUCUCAUUCUUUAAAGAUAUUGCAAAAAAAACAAAAAACAAUGUCGGCAGUGUCCUCCUUGUAGCCUUUAGUGAUAGCAGAUACAUGUGUUUCAACAAAAGUUUGGUCUCAAAUCUUCUGGAUUGACAUAGAAUUACAACCAUCAAAACAUAAUAUAGAUAGUCAUUAAUUAUUCUUACCAACAGUUCUGAAUGUCAAAAGACUCCAUGAAAGUAUUUACUCAAGAAUGUGAAAAACAAGUAGUGCAUUUCAGUGCCAUUCAUUUCUAAGGUAUCGUCUGAAAUCCUUGUGUUAAAGUUGGUUGACUAUUAAUAUGUGGUGAUUAAUCUGUUUUAAUGUUACUCUGUAUACUUUUAUGUGCUUUGUUUUGAACGUACAGUACAAUAUGUGCCUCGAUCUCUUUCAAGUGGUGACCGUAUUGUUUGCUCUGUCUAUAAAAGAUAAAUUGUUCAUUCGGAUUUUAGUCUCAUUUCUUUGCUCAUACAACCAAUGAAUAAACUAUUUUGAUGUCA